GUUGUAACAGGCUUAGAGAGACGUGCUCAGCCAGAGCUUGUUCAGCCAGGUGAUCGCGAGUGGGUUACCGUUAUCCAGAGCAUCUGCGCUGCUAGGUAUGCAACCCCACCUUUUAUCAUCUACAAAGGACGCGUCCACAUCUCUGCCUAUGUAGCUGCAUACCCUACUAGCAUUGUGCUAAGAGAAAAUGGCUGGUUUAGUGAUAUGGCUGGCUCGGUGAUAAUCUACGUUAGAAGUGAGCAUAGUAGUGGAGGUAGUAGUAGUCAUGCUCUACUUAUUAUUGACAGCCAUAAGAGCCACUGCUUAGUGGCUUUCCAAGAUCUCUGCAGAGAGAAGAAGAUAAUCACUCUCUGUAUGCCCCUGCACUUGUCGCACCUGUUGCAGCCACUUAACGUCGCCUGCUUCUCGCCACUAAAGCGCCUGUAUAGCGACAAGAUUUCGGCCUUAGCACGCAGUCACAUCCACUAUAUUAAUAAGGAAACCUUCCUGCCAGCCUUUAAAUUAGUGUUUAGUAAGGCGUUUACUAGAGAGAAUUUUCGCGCAGGCUUUAGAGGUGCUAGGCUAGUCCUACACAACCUAGAGGUGGUGUUAUUAAAGCUUAAUGUGCGCCUGCGCACGCUAACGCCACUAAAACCUAGCAACGUUGCCUAG
Molecule: messenger RNA, 651 nt
Organism: Didymella exigua CBS 183.55
Lineage: Eukaryota; Fungi; Ascomycota; Dothideomycetes; Pleosporales; Didymellaceae
Product: DDE-domain-containing protein
Exons: 4
Cellular component (GO): nucleus
Molecular function (GO): DNA binding
Source: RefSeq, a predicted model, not a curated record